This is a messenger RNA of Oncorhynchus nerka (sockeye salmon), 8640 nucleotides long. RefSeq names its product protocadherin-1-like. Gene Ontology annotation, cellular component: plasma membrane. Bases 659 to 4231 code for a protein of 1190 amino acids. NCBI's taxonomy places the organism in Eukaryota, Metazoa, Chordata, Actinopteri, Salmoniformes, Salmonidae. Gene Ontology annotation, biological process: homophilic cell-cell adhesion. Gene Ontology annotation, molecular function: calcium ion binding. The record is from RefSeq and is a predicted model, not a curated record. The transcript is spliced from 5 exons.
CAGAGCAAGUGCUGAAAAAUUAUCCUCACUUGAUUUCUCAUAACAAAUACGUGCUUCGUUUACUCUACGCGGUGACAUAUUCCGUUUUGUGAUUAAGACACGUGUGACAUUUUAAAUACUUUUAAAAAUAUCGUUCAAUCUGUAUUUCGUGGUGUGUGGGUUUUACGCACGACAUUCGCAUAGCUUGAGAAACUUGGACUAAAGGGAUAGAUAGAUAGAAGAUGAGUGCAUAUCUUCGCUAAGGUGCAGUUGCAACAGGAUUUUAGAGUAGAGAAAAGCAAUUGAACGUCGUGGCCAGAAGCAUAGAGUUCAUAACUACUGGUUAUUAUCUGUAAAAACGAAAUUAAUUCAUUCUAGCUUGAUUUGUGUUAUUUUUCGUGGUCAGAAAAAUAGCGUUUUUUUUGACAGCGGUAGAAUAGAAGGCUGCACAAUGACAUGGGAAUGGAUUCGUCGAAUUUGAGGGUAAAGUUAUCAAUGGUACUAAUGGAUUUGCUCUCAACUGGUGAUUUUUUUCGUCGUCGUGAUACAGUAUUUGGAUUGAGUCAUUGAUACUGAGGUUUGAGGGUUAUAUACCUGCCUCUGGGACGACAGAAGGGGAAAAAACGAGACAAUCGCACCCUAAGAAGUCUUUGGCAAAGGUAAUCUGGUGACGGACUUCAUGGAACUGCACUUGGGAGCAGUUCUGUUGUGGGUCCUGGUGUUGGACUGCUGUGGUUGGGCUGAGGCUGGUAUCCUCUACCGGGUCCAGGAGGAGCAGCCCCCCAGCACGCUGAUUGGCAGCCUGGCAUCAGACCAGGGCCUGCCAGACUCUGGUCACUUGUACAAGCUGGAGGUGGGCUCUCCGUACCUGCGAGUGGAUGGGAAGACAGGGGACAUCUUCACCACAGAGAUCCCCAUAGACAGGGAGACAUUGAGGGACUGCCGCAGUAUUGUCAGGGGCAAGCCCUGCUUCCUGGAGUUUGAAGUGUCCGUCACAGACCUAAUCCACAACCAGAGCCCCAGGCUCAUUGAGGGCCGCAUCGAGGUCCAGGACAUCAACGACAACACGCCGCAGUUUCCCUCCCCCGUGCUCACCAUCUCUGUCCCAGAAAACACCCACUUGGGAGCUCUGUUCUCCAUUCCCCUGGCCACAGACAGGGACUCGGAGAGGAACGGGGUGGCCGACUACGCCCUCACCGCUGGGCCAGACGCGGUGACGCUCUUCGGCCUGCAGGUGGCGGAAGACAGGGGGGAGAAGCUACCCCAGCUCAUCGUCCUGGGCAGUCUGGACCGGGAGCUCAAGGACUCGUACGACCUGACAAUCAAAGCUGUGGACGGAGGUAACCCCCAGCGCUAUAGCAGUGCCUUGCUGAGAGUGGUGGUUGCUGAUGCUAACGACAAUGCUCCGAAGUUUGAGAAGGCCACGUACGAGGCAGAGGUUUCAGAAAACAGCCCUGUGGGACACUCUAUUUUGCAGGUGAAAGCCAAUGACUCUGACAUGGGCCCCAAUGGAGAGAUAGAAUACACACUACACCAGGCAUUAGACCCAGUGCCAAAACUCCUGCGAAUUGAUCGCUCCACUGGCAUCAUCUAUGUCAAAGGGCCCUUGGAUCGGGAAGAAAUCAGCGAUUUGACAUUCUACGUAGUGGCCAGGGACAAAGGUCCCCAACCCAAAAGCUCCAAGACCUUUGUGACAAUCCAGGUGACUGACCAGAACGACAAUUCCCCUGCUGUGGAGAUCCGUGGGAUCGGCCUGGUGACCCACAUUGACGGGGUGGCCAACAUAUCAGAGGACAUGCCAGUGGGCACGGCGGUGGCCCUUGUCCAGGUGUCUGACAGGGACGAGGGGGAGAAUGCAGUGGUCACCUGUGUGGUGGCGGGGGACGUGCCGUUCCAGCUGCGCCCGGCUAGUGACUCGUCCACUAACAAGAGGAAGUAUUUUCUGCAGACUACAACCCCCUUGGACUAUGAGAGGGUCAGGGAAUACCGUGUGGAGAUUGUGGCUGUUGACUCUGGCAACCCAGCUCUUUCUAGUACUAACUCACUGAAGGUGCAGGUGACUGAUGUUAAUGACAACUCCCCAGUGUUUUCCCCAAACCUGUUUGAGGUUGCCUUUGCAGAGGAGAACCAGCCAGGGGACAAGGUUGUGGACGUGGUUGCCACGGACGCUGAUAGCGGAACUAACGCCGAGCUGGUCUACAGCAUCGUAGCAGACACAUCUACCAGGGGCCUGUUUGAGAUUGACCCCGAUUCAGGGGAGGUGAGGGCACGGAGCUCACUGGACAGAGAGCAUAAAGAACGCUAUGAGUUCCGGGUCACUGCGUCUGAUAAAGGUUCUCCCAGUCACAGAGGAACAGCCACGGUCGUGGUCAAGGUGCUGGACCGCAAUGACAACGACCCCAAGUUCAUGCUAAGUGGCUACAGCUUCUCUGUUCUGGAGAACAUGCCCCCACUCAGCGCCGUUGGCAUGGUGACUGUGCUGGACAUGGACCAGGGAGAGAACGCCAGAGUGCAGCUCUCUGUGGAGCCAGACGUAGGGAAGUUUGUGAUUCAGAAUGGAACAGGAACCAUCCUGUCCAGCAUCUCCUUUGACCGGGAGAAGGAGAGCAGCUACACCUUCCGUCUGAAGGCCGUAGACGGGGGAGAGCCUCCCAGGUCCUCCUAUGUAGGCGUUACCAUCAAUGUCCUGGAUGAAAACGACAAUGAUCCUGUGGUCACCAAGCCCUCCAACUCCUCCUUCAGACUCCUGUCCCCUCUAGCUGCCCCAGAAAGCCGUGUGGAGCUAGUCGAGGCUGAAGACCUGGACACUGGGCCCAAUGCAGAGCUGGUCUUCAGCAUCACUGGAGGAAACCCUUAUGACCUCUUCAGCAUCUCCUCCACUACUGGGGAGAUCACCCUGGCCAAGGAGCUGACCCGGAAACAUGGUGGGCUCCAUCGCCUGGUGGUGAGGGUGAGUGAUGCGGGCAAACCCGCACGCCACGCCACUGCCAUGGUGCACAUCUACGUCAAUGAGACCAUUGCUAACAUCACCCUGGUGGAAGCACUGGUGGGACACAGUCUCUACACCCCUCUGGAGACAGACAUUGCUGGUGACCCUGACUACGGCCUGGCGGCCCAGCGCAGUAACAUUGUGUAUGGAAGCCUGGCGGGAGUGGCGGGUGUUGUCAUGGUGAUCGUAGUGGUGGUGUUUAUCCGCCACCGCAUUCAGCGGGAGACGAAGAGCGGCUACCAGGCUGGCAAGAAGGAGACCAAGGACCUUUACGCCCCUAAGCAGGGGCCAAAGAAUGGCAAAGGCAAGAGGGGAAGGAAAGGAAAGCCCUCCAAGUCCCCCAAGCCCUUGGGAGAGGAGGAGGAGGUCAGUCUCCAGAAGAGUCUCAAGUUCAACCUGGAUGGGGUCAACGACAGCCCCAGGAUCCACCUGCCCCUGACAUAUCCCCCAGGCAGCCCUGACCUUGGCAGACACUACCGCUCCAACUCUCCCCUACCAUCCAUCCAGCUGCAGGCCCAGUCUCCGUCGGCCUCCCAGAAGCACCAGGCAGUCCAGGACCUCCCUGCAACCAACACCUUCGUAGGGACUGGAGGAGAUGACAAUUCAACAGGCUCAGACCAGUACUCGGAUUAUAGCUACAAGGCCAGCCAGCCAAAGUACAACAGCAAGCAGCUCCCCCAUCGCAGAGUGACAUUCUCCACAGCCAAUCCGGUGCAGGAUCUGCAGGAUGCAUCUCAGCACAGUUACUAUGACAGUGGCCUGGAGGAAUCUGAAACGCCCAGCAGUAAGUCAUCAUCAGGCCCCCGCAUCGGGCCACUGACCCUGCCUGAGGACCACUACGAGAGGACCACCCCGGAUGGCAGCAUCGGGGAAAUGGAGCACCCUGAAAACGAUAUACGAUCCAUUCCUGAUGUGGCAAUGACGGGGAACUGUACUCAAGAGUGCAGCGAGCUGGGCCACUCUGACGCCUGCUGGAUGCCUGGGCAGCCCUCCCCAGUGCGCAAGACCAGAAACCCCCCUAAACUCUCCACCUUCGUGCCUUACCAGGAGAGAGGCAGCCUGGGCCGCUUGGCCAACGGGAGCGCCAGGCUGGGUGGAGAGGAGCACCGAGCCCACCUUCCACCUUCCCGGAGUGCCUAUUCCAACAGCGGCCACGCCCCAAGUCAGGACUUUCCCCUGGAGGAGGUGCCCCUGAGCGUGGCCACCGAAUUCCCGUCCACCUCCCCUCCUAGCCACACCCCCAAACGAGAGAUCUACCUGUGAGAAAGCCCCAUCUCCCAUGUCUGAUUGGUGCACAGAUAGAGGAGCCACAGAGACACACCCACUUUAUAAAAAGAAACAUGCUCUUAUGCUCCAUUCAUAACAAAAUGGGAAGGUGGUAAUUACCUCAUAAGAUUGGUAAAAAUCGUCUUGAACGCCCCUCCACUGGUAAUUACUAGUGGGAAACACAUCUAUCAUCCCUAAACUCUGACUUCUCCCACAUGCUCACCUCUGUCACUUACUAAGGAAAUUACCUUGAUAACAGCAUUUUCGGCAGUUAAAUGCAACAACACAAUAGUAUUUAUAAAAAGCAAUCUAUUCAUAUGGUUUUUUAACACUAUAGUUUGUUUACAAGCAUGAUAGCUGUACUUUGAGUUCAUGGUUGAAGCAGCUUGUUGGCCUUUAGCCAAUCUGCAUUUUUCAAAAGAUUUAAAGCAUGUGAAUGCAUCCAACUGGUAUUUACAACUUCACAACUGGUAAUUAGCACCUUCCCAUUUGGUUAGGAACUCAGCAUGAGGCUCUGAAAUGUCCAUUUAUUUAAAUAAAUAUCCGUUCUGUAGGAAAUAUGGUCUGUAAUUCGUGGAACCAUUGGUAUGUGCAAUAGGAGUUUUUCAGUUUAUUUAUUUUAUUUAUUUACAUAUUUAUUGGUUCAAUAAUGUAUUAAUUAGUUAAUGUAUUCAUUUAUUGAUGCAGCUUAUUUGAAAGCAUUGGUUGAACACUUGUGGUAAUAUCACACAAAAAAAUAUACAAUCAAUCCCUCAAACGCUACUGAUUUACUUAGCUUAGCCCCAGCCUGUGGAAUGUUCUCUGGAACUUUUAAUGUGUGAUCAGUGCUUUAGUGCCAUAACCAGAUAACAUUCAACUGACAGGCAAUACAUCCCUAGGGUAGACUUAAUGCUUUUGAUUACAAAUCAAAUGGAAUGGUCUUUCAGUGCUGUAAAUACAUGUGAAUGGUGUACACUGUAUCCUGUAUAUAUUUCUGUCUGGCUCAAGCUGAUAACAAUAGCCUCAGAAUUUUUGCAGUUGAGCUUUUCAUUCAUUUGAGCUGCUGCUGUUUAAAACUUGAUUGAAAUGUUUCCCUAAAGCUUGGACGGACUGUGUGGAAAAGCUCUUGAUUGAAUUCUACACAUACACACCCGUGACCCCCAAUCAUGAUAGAACCAAUGGCCUUGUACCUCAUGCUCUCUGGAGAGCUCUUCAGCCAGUGAAGAGAGCUGUGUGGCAACAUUUAAUCGGACAAUGUGUGUUCCACUGAGUCUCAGCACUGUGACUUGUCUCUUUUCCUGGAAACAGUACACUUAGAGGCCACCGCACCUGGUCGCAUUGACCAUUCCCAAUCCUUUCCCAAUCCUUUAUCCAAUCCUUAAUACUUUAGUUCUUUUAGAACCUGUGGUUCUCCACCUAGAUGAGACUAUAUUCUCUGUCAUGUGUGAAAAGCUCCUCUCCAAUGAUAGGCCUCCCUAUGCCGAAACAACACUAUGCUAAUCAGUGGCUCUCCACGUAGAAGUCACCAUUAACUUCAACCCUGUGUCUCCAGCCUCGUUAGGGCUUCUCUUCACGAUCCGCAUGAAUUUCAAUGGUUCUGAUGAAUGCAUGAGGAGUUAUUCACACGAGUUUCAGCACAGAACUCUUCAGUCCUGAGAACCACUGAAGUGACUGAGAGUGCUGUGACUGAACUCCCCUGUCUCACAGAAACUAAGCUUUUUACAUUCCCAGGCUGACUCCUGAACGGCUUCAGUAAUCUGGGACUAAGAGACAUUUCAAUUUGCAAAGAAGGGAAGUGGUUGUCAAUGCCUUAGAAAACACUCUGGCCACCAUUUUGUUUGAAUAGACCUGUUGCAUCCAUUGGUGCAUGUUAUAAACAAUGGUGAAAUGGUGCCAUUUCAAAUAAAGUUAAAUAUUGGUAGCAGGAGUGUAUUUACUGUCCCAUAUUUCCAGUCCAUUUCCAGUUGACUUUCAUUGAGGCCAACAGGUUAUAUUAGCUUGUUAGCUGUUGUUCCUCCCUCUUCAAUUGAGUAUGAUGUAGAUAGAGGACAUUCCUGUAGGCUACAGCAGCUAUCUUUUACAAAUACACAAUUUCAAAGUAAUUUAAAAUCAGACGUCUGGAGGACACAGGAAUAUUAGUAUGUAAUUGGAUGAUGAUUAUGCCACCAGCCCGCCUCGCAGCACAGUAGCAUUACUCAUAGCGUUUUGAUUUGUACACUGAUUCAAUUAGAUUUGUACCUUAGUUUUGACCUCAGUGUAUUUCUAUAGAGAGAGAAACUGUGGGUAUGGUCUGAGUAAGGGUGGAAGGGCCUAGAAUUGAUGCUCCGCUCCCCUAAUUACUGUGAGUAAUGAGUCCUGAGCCAGGGCAUAUGUGAGCACUGAGCACACACCCUGAGGACAACACAGCAGCCAGAUAAUCCAAAUCCAUCCGCAAAAUCAGUUAAAAAGGGGUAUUUUUAUCUGCACUUACCUCAUCGCACUGCCGUCGGCAGCAUAUGUAGAAUAAUUAAACUCAGAACAUAUGGAAUUUACUGGACAUGGCAAUGACUAAAUAAGGUGGGUGAUUAUCCUAGCCUUGAGGGAAAAAUUCACAUUAUGCUGUUUUCAAAGCCAUUCCCUUACGACAUAAAAAACGGAGAAAAAAAAUCCCAUGUGGAAAAAAACGUGGUUUCGGACACGUGUGAUUAAAUCACAUACAACAUGUUAGAUGCGAAGCUGCAAUUUGUACAUGUUUUUAUUUUGCAAGGGUUUAGCCGCUGAAAUAAAAUACAGCGAGUCAUGAUACACUGUGAUGAAGCCCUUUCGGGCCCCCCCCAACCCCUUCUCAGUGUGGAACAGAGCAGCUUUACAGAGCUACAGCUGCGGGUGAGUUCACUGACCUGGAAUUACUGAUAAAGUGUGAAAGAUGGCGAUGAGUGAUAAAGCCAACGUCACACAGACUCAAUCACUGGCUUUGGCUCCUACGCUAUGUCUGACUCCUUUCAGAUUCACUGGCGUCUCUGACUCGAGCCUGAAUCUCCUGGGUGAUCUGGCAUGAAUCACCAGUUUUAUCUCUUUACUAAUGAGAGUCUGAAUCACUUCUCUCUGGCUUGACUGAAUCACUGGUUUUAUCUCUUUACUAAUGAGAGUCUGAAUCACUUCUCUCUGGCUUGACUGAAUCACUGGUUUUAUCUCUUUACUAAUGAGAGUCUGAAUCACUUCUCUCUGGCUUGACUGAAUCACUGGUUUUGACUCAAGACCAUAUUAAAAUCAAACCACUGAGUUUGAGUCCUUACCACCACCGGUCUUUGCAUCCAUUUUCUUGUUUUUUUUCCCAGCCUGAAUAACUGUGUUCUACUCCUUUUCUCCAGCCUGUAUCAAUUGUUCUGAGUCGUUGAAUAUACUGAAUCAGAUGGUUUUACCUGUCGUUUGAACUCAUGCUGAAUUUAUUAUUUGCGUGGACUGCUCUCUAGAGAAAGCAGGGGUUGUUGUCCUUUAUCAAAGUAGAGGACAGCAUGAAAACCUUUUGAUACACUCCACAGUAUGUCCAGUCAUGUUUAGUUUUGUAUUUUUGAUAUUUUAUUUCAUGUGAAGUUUACCUGAGUAUCCUCUGCCUCUCUGUAGUGGUAUUAUAUGGUGAUUGUGGCUAUAGAUUGUUGGGACAUUAUGAAACACUGGAGAAUGGGCAAAGGAUUUUUCUUGCAGGUGUUUACAUAAGACUAAGCCUCCUGACAUAGUAAAUCAAAGUGAGCUGUAUGUGACAAAUUUCUCCUGAAGGUGAACUGUACAUAUGUAGAUCUACACGUCCCCGUGUGUGCUGUCAGGCAGGCUAUGAGUUUAGCAUGAAUUCCAAAGAUAAUUGGUAGAAAUUGUUUACUGUUUUUGCUGGGGUGUUAGUGCUGGUUUCUGUUCAAGACCCCUCUCCCCAAAUGAGCUGACAUUCACUUCACUGCACAUUUCAUCACUGUCACAGACAGUUCACACUAAAAUAAAGACAGCUACCUUGAAAGUAUGUCUUAGCAGGGGAGUACCAAGUUGUUAUCCUAAUUGUUGGUUAUAUUUAUAUAGGACAAAAUGCUUGUGAUGCCAUGUUUUUGUACAGUUUUAUGUACAUGCAAGUGAAGCUUUUUAAAACGUAUGACAAAAGCCGAUGGCAUAUAAACAUUGUAAUGUGUUUCUUGAGAUGUGCACAUCUUGCCUUGGUUGGAUUGAUCUUUGCUGAGUCAGUGUGAAUGUGGCCGUUCUAUGCCUGCACCGUAGUCCUUCACUGGCUCCCUGCUCCCGAGGGCUUUAUCAGAACUUCUGUUUAUCGUGAACAGUGGAUUGUCGGAUCCUACCUGUUUGUUCAAUUCCCAUGUGUUCCGUUUCGUUCUGUUUUCGCAUGUUAAGGAAAAAUCCCUUGUAAUAAGUCCUCAAGAACUUUGUAAUAAAAUGAGUCCUGUAAAAAC